UGUCUAGUGGAGGAAAACAAGAUUUUAAUUAUCAUGUCUGAAGUGGAAUCUCAUGUUUUUCUUCCCAUUGUAUUACUCAAUUUCUUCAUUCUCAUAACAGGUAGGCUUGUUUGUGGAGACUCAAUUGAGACAGACAAGCAGUUGCUGCUGAACUUGAAGUCAUUUCUUAAGGAACAAAAUCCUGUUGACAAAGGAUUCAAAUAUAACCAUUGGAAUCCUACAGAUUUGUCACCCUGUAGAUGGCCUGGAAUAUCAUGCACUACUUCCAUCAAUCGUGUCACUGGAAUCGAUCUCUCGGAAAGUAAUCUGGCUGGGAAGUUGUUUAAUAACUUCUCAGCCAUGACAGAAUUGAACUCUCUUGACUUGUCCAAGAACACAUUUUCAGAGUCCAUUCCAUCAGACUUAGGCUGGUGUAGAAAUCUGAAGUUCUUGAACUUGUCACACAAUAUCAUUGUUGGUGAGCUCAACUUGACAGGCCUGAACAAGCUGGAAGUUCUUGAUUUGACAAUGAACAGGAUUCACGGGCUAACGAUCCCUGAGAUUUGUGAUAACUUAGCUGUUGCAAAUAUUUCUAACAACAAUUUCACUAGUGAGAGUGGAUUUGAAUUUUCUCACUGCAAGAAACUGAAGUAUCUUGAUCUAAGCUACAAUUAUUUGACAGGGAAUCUGUCGUUCGGGCUUGAUAUGUUGAAUAUGUUUUCAGCAUCUCAUAACAACUUAAGUGGCUCUCUGCCUUCCUGGAUUUUCACUCAAAACUGCUCUUUGCAAGGUUUGGACUUAUCAGAAAAUAGGUUCUUUGGUGAAUUGCCUACGUCUAUCGCGAAUUGUAAACGAUUAGUAGAGUUGAAUUUGUGGGGAAAUAGCUUUUCAGGGUCAAUCCCUAGAGAGAUUGGAUCAGUACAUAGUCUUAAAGAACUUUGCUUGGGAAGUAACAACUUUUCAAGUGAUGUUCCAGACACUCUAUCAGGCCUAAACAAAUUGGUAUUUCUGGACCUAAGUAGAAACAACUUUGGAGGAGAAAUACAAGAAAUUUUCGGGCAACUGACACAGGUAAGAUUUCUCGUGCUGCACGGGAACUCAUAUACUGGAGGCAUAGUCUCAUCAGGAAUUCCAAACUUGGUGAACCUUUCGCGGUUGGACUUAAGUGAUAACCACUUCUCUGGUCCAUUACCAGUUGAAAUUUCUGAGAUGAAAGGUUUGGAGUUUUUGAUUCUUGCACAUAACCAGUUUAGUGGCAAUAUACCUUCAGAAUAUGGAGAUCUUACAGCACUUCAGGCUGUUGAUCUUUCCUCUAAUAGGAUCAAUGGUUCUAUACCACCAAGUUUCGGGAAGCUAAGGUCACUAUUGUGGUUGAUGCUUGCAAACAAUUCAUUGAGUGGUGAAAUCCCAUCAGAGUUGGGGAACUGCAGCAGCUUGUUAUGGUUGAAUCUCGCGAAUAAUCAACUUACUGGUCCAAUUCCUCCUCAAUUAGCGAGUAUUAGUGCAGAUCCAAUGCCAACAUUUUUGUUGAAUAGGGGAAAGGAGAAGCUCACUGCUAGCCCAGGGGAUUGUUUUGCCAUGAGGAGGUGGAUACCAGCUGACUACCCUCCAUUUAGCUUUAUAUAUCCUCUAUUGACAGGGAAGAGUUGUAGAAUCCUGGGGGAUAAGUUGUUUAUGGGAGAUGGUUUAAUGCCACUCUGUGAACCUGGUAGUAAUGUCCGAAAGAAUCAGGUACCGGGCUAUAUUCAACUUAGUGAUAACAAAUUGUCUGGUGAGAUCCCUCCUGAGAUUAGCAACAUGAAGAAAAUGAGUAUGAUGCAUUUGGGUGCAAAUGAAUUUUCUGGCAGGCUCCCUUCAGAGAUUGGACAACUGCACCUAGUAGUCCUUAAUGUUUCACAGAACAAAUUUUCUGGUGAAAUCCCAAAGCAGAUUGGCCAUCUUAAGUGCUUGCUAAACCUUGACCUUUCAUUUAACAAUUUUUCUGGUCCAUUCCCAGAUAGCUUCAGUAACUUGCAUGAUUUGAGCAAGUUUAACAUCUCUUACAACCAAUACAUCUAUGGAGCUGUACCAGAAACCGGGCAACUGCUUACUUUUGAUAAGUCAUCAUUUCUUGGUAAUCCACUGUUACGUCUUCCAUCCUUCAUGCACAACUCUAUGAACAACACAGAACGAAACACGAAAGACACUCACACAAAACCCAAAAAGGUGGGUGCACUUUUGGUAAUUGUGGUUCUGGUACUAGCUUUCCUAGUCUGUGGAGUCAUGUCCCUUCUUGUCUGCCUCCUAAUAAAAGUGCCAAGGGGUUCCCCCGGAAUCUUACUGGAGGAUACAGAGGGCAGACAUGAUUCUCCGUCAAGUACUAAUGCAUCCUCAUCACGGGGUUCUGAUGAUGUUAAGGUUAUUCGUUUGGACAGAACAAGCUUCACACAUUCUGAUAUACUGAAGGCCACCUGGAACUUCUCGAAUGAUAGAAUUAUCGGUAGGGGAGGAUUCGGGAUAGUCUAUCGUGGAGUCUUGCCUGAUGGAAGGGACGUAGCAGUGAAGAAGCUACAGAGGGAGGGAAUCGAAGGAGAAAGAGAGUUCAGAGCUGAAAUGGAGGCGCUCAGUGGGAAUGGCUCCGGUUGGCCUCAUCCCAACCUUGUAACUCUCUAUGGGUGGUGCCUUGAUGGAUCAGAGAAACUUCUAGUCUAUGAGUACAUGGAAGGUGGUACCUUAGAGGACUUCAUUACAGAUCGCACAAGGUUUACAUGGAAAUGCCGAAUUCAAGCAGCAAUCGAUGUAGCACGUGCUUUAGUCUACUUGCACCAUGAUUGCUACCCUUGCAUUGUCCACAGAGAUGUCAAAGCUAGCAACGUGCUUCUUGACAAGGACGGAAGAGCAAAAGUCACCGAUUUUGGCCUUGCUAGGGUCAUGAUUUCUGAACAUACUCAUGUUAGCACAAUGGUGGCAGGGACUAUUGGUUAUGUUGCACCAGAAUAUGGGCAGAUAAUGCAGGCCACUACAAAAGGAGAUGUCUACAGCUAUGGGGUGCUAGCAAUGGAGCUAGCAACUGGGAGGCAUGCUAUUGAUGGGGGCGAAGAAUGUCUAGUUGAAUGGGCGACAAGGGUCAUGGGAGACGGAAGGAAAGGGUUCACCAGAGCCAUUAUACCAGAUGCUCUAUUGGUACCUGGCCUAGUAGAGGGAGCAGAGGAAAUGUAUGAGUUGCUUAGGAUUGGGAUAAGGUGCACAGCUGAGACGCCUCAUGACCGGCCUAACAUGAAGCAGGUAUUAGAUAUGUUGAUUAGUAUUCCUAGCAGCCAAAAGGGAUCCAGCCGUAGCUUUGGAUCAAGUCGUAGCACUUCUCCAUUAUUAUGAUAGAGACUUUCUUGGAACCCAAGAGAUAAAAAUGUCAAUAGUUUCUUUACGAGAUGUGUAACAUACCUAGCAGAUUCUUCUUGUAAAACAGUUUUACUUUUUUCACAUUUGUUAGUCUAGGAAAAUGCAAGUCAAUUUUGU
This is a messenger RNA of Solanum pennellii, 3474 nucleotides long. RefSeq names its product probable LRR receptor-like serine/threonine-protein kinase At1g74360. Gene Ontology annotation, molecular function: ATP binding; protein kinase activity; protein binding. The transcript is spliced from 2 exons. The record is from RefSeq and is a predicted model, not a curated record. The coding region runs from base 34 to 3333 and encodes 1099 amino acids. Gene Ontology annotation, biological process: protein phosphorylation. Lineage: Eukaryota; Viridiplantae; Streptophyta; Magnoliopsida; Solanales; Solanaceae.